GUCGUCUUCUCCGGCGGCUUCUCUCUGCUCGCACAGACUCAAUUUGCUCCAAAUAGGCCUUUGCUUUGUUACAAUCCCACCGACAUGAUGUCGUCCAGCUUCAAAGACAUCCGCGUCACCGCGAGCGGGUCUUUCCCCGGAUAUACCCAAGCGAAGAUUUCGAAAAUUAUCGAGGAUCUGGGCGGAUCAUACUUCCACGGGGUCGAGGAUGACUGUACCCAUUUCAUCACCAACCAGAGAGAGGUCGACCGGAAGAACUCCAAGUACAUCAAAGCGAUCAAGGUCUACAAUUGUGAGAUUGUUGCCAUCGACUGGCUGAUCGAGUCUCAAAAGGAGGGCAAGCCUUUGGCCGUGGACGACUACGUGUUGGGGAUCAGCAAGGACAAGGUCGACGGGAAAAACAAGGCGAACGGGACGAAGGAAAGCCCAAAGAAGAAGCGCACGCUCGAAGAGGUCCUUCACGAGGAUGAAGGCGCAGACGGUGAUGAGGAUGGCGCCUGCAAGCGAGCCAAGGACGCUCAGACAGUCGGCUCCAAGAAGUUGAAGAUCUCCGUGGACGAGGCGUGCUUUCUAACCAACCGCUCGGUGUACAUUGACGACGAGGGGUUGAUCUGGGAUGCCGCGCUGAAUCAGACCGUGGCAGCCGCCAACAACAACAAGUUCUACCGCCUUCAGCUGCUAGUGGACCCUGCGGGACAGACCUUUUCAACAUGGACGCGCUGGGGCCGCGUCGGCGAAGUCGGUCAAAGCGCAUUGCUAGGCGAUAACACUCUGGAGACGGCGAAGAGGGAAUUCGAGAAGAAGUUCAAAGCCAAGUCGGGCCUGUCAUGGGAGAAGCGGCUGGACCCCCCGAAGAAGGGAAAGUACACUUUUAUCGAGCGCAACUACGAAGAGGACUCGGACGACGAAGAUGACGAGGCAGGGGGGAAGAAGAAGAAGAAGAAGGAGGAGGAAAAGCGUCCGCCCGUACAAAGCACCUUGACCGCGCCCGUCCAGGACCUCAUGUCGUUCAUCUUCAACAAGAAGCAUUUCCUGUCCGUCAUGGCGUCCAUGUCGUACGAUGCGCUAAAGCUCCCCCUGGGCAAGCUGAGCAAACGCACCCUCCGCAACGGGUUCCAAAUAUUGAAGGACCUGUCGGAGCUCGCCGGCAACCCUGCGCUGGCGCCGCAAAAGUACAACAGUUCGUGUGCGACGGCGAUGGCAGACCUCAGCGAUCAGUACUUCACUACCAUCCCGCACGUCUUCGGCCGCAACCGACCGCCCGUGCUGAACACCGACGCGCAAAUAAAAAGAGAGAUCGAGUUGCUCGAGGCCCUGACCGAGAUGGAGGUCGCGAAUACCAUCAUGGAGUCCAAGCAGGAGGAUAACAUCCACGAGCUGGACCGGCAGUUCCAAAGCCUGGGCAUGGAAGAGAUGACAGCGUUGGACCACAAGACCACCGAAUUCCAAGAGCUGCACAACUAUCUCCAACAAUCGCGCGGCUCGACGCACCGCAUGGGAUACAAGGUCAUCAACAUCUUUCGCAUCGAACGCCAAGGCGAAAACGAGCGAUUCGAAUCCUCCCCCUACGCCGAGCUCAAAAACAGCAACCGCAGCCUCCUCUGGCACGGAUCGCGCAGCACCAACUUCGGCGGCAUCCUCAGCCAAGGCCUACGGAUCGCACCCCCCGAAGCCCCCGUCAGCGGCUACAUGUUCGGCAAGGGCGUCUACUUCGCCGACAUGUCGAGCAAGUCCGCCGGGUACACCUGCUCCUGCAACAGCGGCGGCACGGGCCUGCUGCUCCUGUGCGACGUCGAGCUCGGCAACCCCAUGCUGGAGCUGGACAGGGCCAACUUCGACGCCGGCUCCGACGCCAAGAAGGCCGGCAAGUACGCUACCCUCGGCCGCGGCAGCUCGAUCCCCGGCGCGUGGACGGACGCCGGUCGUGUCCAUGAGAGCUUGCGGGGGGUGCAGAUGCCUGACUCGUCGGUCGCGACUGCAGCUAGGCAGGGGCCCAGCGGGCUGUACUAUAAUGAGUAUAUUGUGUAUGACGUGGCGCAGAUUCGACAGCGGUAUUUGUUUCAGGUGAAGAUCAACUAGUCGUGGCACACUUCAAUUUUUUGAGGCAUUGGGAGUUAAAGUGUACAUCAGGAUGGGUAUAGCGUUGCUAAUGCAGUCUAUUCAUUAUUCAAUUUCUAAUCUGGUUCUUGAGCGA
Aspergillus candidus is the source of this 2194-nucleotide messenger RNA. RefSeq names its product putative poly(ADP)-ribose polymerase PARP. The coding region runs from base 85 to 2079 and encodes 664 amino acids. Lineage: Eukaryota; Fungi; Ascomycota; Eurotiomycetes; Eurotiales; Aspergillaceae. The record is from RefSeq and is a predicted model, not a curated record. Gene Ontology annotation, molecular function: NAD+ poly-ADP-ribosyltransferase activity. The transcript has 6 exons.